AUGAAAAGAGGGCAGAAGAAAGGUGAUCAGCAGGAGGAUGGGGGAGACCCAAGCCCUGGGUUCCCUGAGACUUACAAGAAGCUUUGUCGAAAUGACUUAGAAGAAUCAGAACAGGACCAGGGAAGUUGCAACUCAGAGGGUGCAUCAGAAUGGGGCUGUCUGCCUCAGGAUAUUCUGCUGCAGAUUUUUCAGUACUUGCCCCUGCUAGAUUGAGCAUUUGCUUUACAAGUGUGCAGGGGCUGGAAUCAAGCUUUCCAUAUGCCUGAGCUCUGGAGAUGCUUUGAGUUUGAGCUCAACCAGCCAGCCAGCUCCUACCUGAAGGCCACCCACCCUGAUCUCAUCAAGCAAAUCAUCAAGAGACACUCCAACCACCUGCAGUAUGUCAGCUUUAAAGUGGACAGUAGCACAGAGUCAGCAGAAGCGGCCUGUGAUAUCCUAUCUCAGUUGGUCAACUGCUCGCUAAAAACCUUGGGGCUUAUUUCCACAGCUCGACCCAGUUUUAUGGAGUUGCCCAAGGUAAACGACAUACACAACUGUACAGAAGGGUGUGUCGAUAGCCACAACCUGUCAUUGCUUGUGAAAAUGGUUCCUUUGGUGGAUCCAUCACUUAAAGUUCUUGUGGUCAACAACAGUGACACACUCAAGCUGCUGAAGAUGAGUAGCUGCCCUCAUGUCUCGCCUGCAGGCAUUUUGUGUGUGGCCGACCAGUGCCAUGGGCUGCGUGAACUAGCAUUAAACUACCACCUCCUAAGUGAUGAGCUGCUUCUGGCGCUGUCAUCUGAGCGUCAUGUCCACCUGGAGCACCUGCGGAUCGACGUGGUGAGUGAGAACCCAGGGCAGACACAGUUCCACACCAUAAAGUUCAGCAGCUGGGAGGCCAUGAUGCCUCACUCGCCUAAGUUCAGCUUGGUCAUGUACUUCUUUCUUUAUGAAGACGAGUUUAAGCCCUUUUUCCGCGAAGAGGUGCCAGUCACACAUCUCUACUUUGAUCAAUCUGUGAGCAAGGAGGUGCUUGGCCGUGUGGGAAUGACAUGCCCCCGCUUGAUUGAGCUGGUGGUGUGUGCCAAUGGCCUGCGCCCACUCGACGAGGAGCUUAUCCGGAUUGCAGAGCGCUGUCAGCACCUGUCGGCUAUUGGCCUGGGUGAGUGUGAGGUGACCUGCAGUGCCUUUGUGGAAUUUGUAAAGAUGUGUGGCUGACGGCUUUCUCAACUCUUUAUUAUGGAAGAGGUGCCAGACCACAAGUAUGGGCUUGACGACAUUCAUUGGGAGGUGUCAAAGCACUUGGGCCGUGUGUGGUUCCCAGAUAUGAUGCCCACCUGGUAG
This is a messenger RNA of Trichomycterus rosablanca, 1323 nucleotides long. It is a transcript of the gene fbxl3b, whose product is annotated as F-box and leucine-rich repeat protein 3b. The transcript is spliced from 5 exons. Lineage: Eukaryota; Metazoa; Chordata; Actinopteri; Siluriformes; Trichomycteridae. The record is from RefSeq and is a predicted model, not a curated record. Gene Ontology annotation, biological process: entrainment of circadian clock by photoperiod; SCF-dependent proteasomal ubiquitin-dependent protein catabolic process. Gene Ontology annotation, molecular function: protein binding. Gene Ontology annotation, cellular component: cytosol; SCF ubiquitin ligase complex; nucleus.